AUGCAGAAGUACUACAUCAAGCGGCCUGACGGGACGCUUACGUCCCACUACGGGGCUGCACCCGGCGCUGCGCCCGCGCCCGGCGCUGCGCCUGCGCCCCGGGCUGCGCCCGGCGCUCUGCCCGGCCCUGCAGCUUUGCGAACGGGGCAGCCUGCUUCCAUCAAAGCAGCUGUGGUGCCGGCAGCGAUUGCGCCUGGCAAGACCGCAGCUGCAGUGCCUGGCAAGAUGCGCAUGUCCCCGCACCACUCGUCAGUGCCAUACGCCGUCCCUCCAGGCCGUCCAGCUGCGGCUGGCCCUCCGCCAGCCACUCCAACUGCAAAGAUUUCCGACGAGGACGUGAAGAAAGCGCAGGCAGCCUGGGCCAGUGCAAUCAAGGGCAUCUCCAAGACAUACCUUGAUGGAGGAGACUAUGUCGCCGCUGCUGCCAAAGCAGCUGGUGAACUCUAUGGCUAUGGCCACACGGACGUGCUCUUCAAGCCAACCAAGGCAGCCAAAGCACCAUUUCGACCAACUGCUGCAGAUGCCAUGUCUUACUUUGUUGGGCAUGAGGCGGUCGAGAAUGGCUAUGCCGAGGACGCGGGCUUUGCCAUCAACGGUGGCAAGGGAUGGUCAGACGUGGUCUUUCGCAACCACCAGGUGGAUGUUUGCGGCAAUGUCGCCAUUGCCAUGGGCAAUUACUUCUUCACGAGCGCUGCAGACGGGAGCAAGACCAAAGUGGAGUACACGUUCGGCUACAAGAAGAAUGCCGACGGCAAGGUGCGCAUCUUCCUCCACCACUCGUCAGUGCCGUUUACUUCUCCAACUGCCGAGAUUUCCGCAGAAGAAGUGCAGAAUGCGCAGGCGGCAUGGGCCAGCGCCAUCAAGAGCAUCUCCAAGACCUACCUUGAUGGAGGCGACUACGUUGCAGCUGCCGCCAAAGCGGCUGGUGAGCUCUAUGGCUACGGCCACACAGACGUGCUCUUCAAGCCCACUAAGGCAGCCGAAGCACCCUUUCGACCAACCGGUGCAGAUGCCAUGUCUUACUUUGUUGGGCACAAGGCGGUCGAGAAUGGCUACGCCGAGGACGCCGGCUUUGCCAUCAAUGGUGGCAAGGGAUGGUCGGACGUGGUCUUCGAGAAUCACCAAAUCGAUCUGACUGCUAAGGUUGCAAUUGCCAUGGGCACCUACUUCUUCACCAGUGCUGCAGACGGGAGCAAGACCAAAGUUGAGUACACCUUCGGUUACAAGAAGAAUGCCGAUGGCAAGGUUCGCAUCUUCCUCCACCACUCGUCAGUGCCUUACACUCUGCCUCCUGCCACUCCAACUGCAAAGAUUUCCGAAGAGGACGUGAAGAGUGUGCAGUCAGCAUGGGCCAAUGCCAUUAAGAGCAUCUCCAAGACCUACCUUGAUGGAGGCGACUACGUUGCCGCUGCUGCCAAAGCAGCUGGUGAGCUCUAUGGCUACGGCCACACGGACGUGCUCUUCAAACCCACUAAGGCAGCCGAAGCACCAUUUCGACCGACAGCCGCAGAUGCCAUGUCUUACUUCGUUGGGCACAAAGCGGUCGAGAAUGGCUAUCUUGAGGAUGCUGGCUUUGCCAUCAACGGCGGAAAGGGAUGGUCAGACGUGGUGUUCCAGAACCACCAAAUCGACGUCAGCGGCAAUGUUGCCGUUGCUAUGGGUACGUACGCCUUCACCAGUGCUGCAGAUGGAAGCAAGACCACAGUUGAGUACACCUUCGGCUACAAGAGGAAUGCGGAUGACAAGGUGCGCAUCUGCCUCCACCACUCCUCAGUGCCUUUCAGCCUUCCUCCAACUUCCCAUCUUUCAGAACAAGAAGUCAAGAAUGCGCAGACAGCAUGGGCCUGCGCUAUCAAGAGUAUCUCCCAAACCUACCUCGAUGGAGGAGACUACGUUGCAGCUGCCGCCAAAGCAGCUGGUGAGCUGUACGGCUACGGCCACACGGACGUGCUCUUCAAGCCAACCAAGGCAGCCGACGCACCAUUUCGACCAACUGCUGAAGAUGCCAUGUCCUACUUUGUUGGGCAUGAAUCUGUCGAGAAUGGCCAUGCUGAGGAUGCUGGCUUUGCCAUCAAUGGUGGCAAGGGAUGGUCUGAUGUGGUUUUUGACAACCACAAGAUUGAUAUCACUGGCAACACCGCCCUUGCCAUGGGCACCUACUUCUUCACCAGCGCUGCAGAUGGGAGCAAGACCAAGGUGGAGUACACGUUCGGCUACAGGAAGAAUGCGGACGGCAAGGUGCGCAUCUGCCUCCACCACUCGUCGGUGCCAUACAGCAUAACCCCAGCCUCUCCAAUUGCCGAGAUUACUGAAGCGGAAGUGAAAUGUGUGCAGGGAGCAUGGGCCAGGGCUAUCAAGGGUAUCUCUCAGACCUACCUUGAAGGAGGCGACUAUGUCACUGCUGCUGCAAGAGCAGCUGGUGAUCUCUAUGGCUAUGGCCACACAAACGUGCUCUUCAAGCCAACCAAGGCAGCCGCAAAGCAGUUUCGACCAACCGGCGCAGAUGCCAUGUCUUACUUUGUUGGGCACAAAGCGGUCGAGAAUGGCUAUGCUGAGGACGCUGGCUUUGCCAUCAACGGUGGCAAGGGAUGGUCUGACGUGGUGUUCCAGAACCACCAAAUCGAUGUCAGCGGCAAUGUUGCCAUUGCCAUGGGCACCUACUUCUUCACCAGCGCUGCAGAUGGGAGCAAGACAAAAGUUGAGUACACCUUCGGCUACAAGAGGAACGCCGAUGGCAAGGUGCGCAUCUUCCUGCACCACUCGUCAGUCCCGUAUAGUCUGCCUCCCACCGCUCCAACUGCGGAUAUUGCCGAAGAGGAAGUGGAGAGUGUGCAGGCAGCAUGGGCCAGCGCCAUCAAGAGUAUCUCCAAGACCUACCUUGAUGGAGGCGACUACGUGGCAGCUGCUGCCAAAGCAGCUGGUGAUCUCUAUGGCUAUGGCCACACAAAUGUGCUCUUCAAGCCAACCAAAGCAGCUAAGGCACCGUUUCGGCCAACCGGCGCAGAUGCCAUGUCCUACUUUGUUGGACAAAAAGCUGUCGAGAAUGGGUAUCUUGAGGACGCUGGCUUUGCCAUCAACGGUGGAAAAGGAUGGUCUGACGUCGUUUUUGACAACCACAAGAUUGAUAUCACUGGCAAUGUCGCCAUUGCCAUGGGCACCUACUUUUUCACCAGCGCUGCAGACGGGAGCAAGACCAAAGUUGAGUACACCUUUGGCUACAAGAAGAAUGCGGACGGCAAGGUGCGCAUCUUCCUCCACCACUCUUCUGUGCCUUACAGCCCUGCCCAAGCCUCUGCAACUACAGAGGUUUCAGAAGAUGCAGUAGCAACUGCCCAGGCAGCAUGGGCUAACGCUAUCAAGAGCAUCUCCAAGACCUACCUUGAUGGAGGCGACUAUGUUGCAGCUGCCGCCAAAGCAGCUGGUGAGCUCUAUGGCUAUGGGCACACAGAUGUGCUCUUCAAACCCACCAAGGCAGCCGAAGCACCAUUUCGACCAACCGGCGCAGAUGCCAUGUCUUACUUUGUUGGGCACAAAGCGGUCGAGAAUGGCUAUGCCGAGGACGCUGGCUUUGCCAUCAAUGGCGGCAAAGGAUGGUCUGACGUGGUGUUCCAGAACCACCAAAUCGACGUCAGCGGCAAUGUUGCCAUUGCCAUGGGCACCUACUUCUUCACCAGCGCUGCAGAUGGGAGCAAGACAAAAGUUGAGUACACCUUCGGCUACAAGAGGAACGCCGAUGGCAAGGUGCGCAUCUUCCUGCACCACUCGUCGGUGCCCUAUAGUCUGCCUCCCACCGCCUCAACAGCAAAGGUUUCUGAAGAGCAAGUGAAGAGUGUGCAGGCAGCAUGGGCCAGUGCCAUCAAGAGCAUCUCCAAGACCUACCUUGGUGGAGGAGACUACGUUGCAGCUGCUGCCAAAGCAGCUGGCGAGCUCUACGGCUAUGGCCACACAAAUGUGCUCUUCAAGCCCACCAAGGCAGCCGACGCACCAUUUCGACCAACCGGCGCAGAUGCCAUGUCCUACUUUGUUGGGCACAAGGCGGUCGAGAAUGGCUACCUUGAGGAUGCUGGCUUUGCCAUCAACGGUGGCAAGGGAUGGUCUGACGUGGUGUUCCAGAACCACAAAAUCGACGCCAGCGGCGACGUUGCCCUUGCCAUGGGCACCUACUUCUUCACCAGCGCUGCAGAUGGGAGCAGGGCCAAGGUUGAGUACACCUUCGGCUACAAGAAGAAUGCCGACGGCAAGGUGCGCAUCUGCCUCCACCACUCGUCAGUGCCAUUCACUGACAAGUCAAAGGUGCAACCUGCAACGGUGAUGGGCCAAGUCCUUGAGUUUGACGUGGCAUCGCUGCCCCGGGAUUGCAGGGUGUACGAUCUCAAGAGGCAGAUUUCCAGCAAACUGUCCUGCCCGACCUUCAGGCUUACCCUUGUGAACGGCGACGCGGUCCUGGAGAGUCAGGAUUGCUGGCAGGCGAUCGGCAAACCGAUGGCCCUGUCAGUGGUGGAAGCCUGCCCUCCUACAAGUUGGGUGCACGACUAUCGGGGGGAGCUCCUGGAGGCCGUCUUUGCCGGUGACGUCUUUGGGGUGGAUGUGAUAUUGGCAAAGGGCCAGAGCCCAGAGACCCUUGCUUUCGGAGGGGAAUCGGUGCUUUUUGCUGCUGCAAGGAAUGGACUUCUCGAUGUGGCGCGGGCACUCGUCGAUGCUGGUGCAAACAUGCACCAUCGCUGCCGAGGAUUCUUUACACCUUUGUACAUUGUGUUGAUGCUGGUGUCUCUGGGCAAUGCUAUGUCCGGACCGCCCUUGUUUGCACCUGAACCUCGUGUUCCAAAGGAGGUGGCCGAGGGAAUCUUCCUACAUGUUGCCGAAUUCAUUUGUGAGGGGCGGGCCAUUCAAAGUCCUGCUGCGCCUGGUAGCAGGUCGCUCAUCUUCAGAAGCACCGGCAGGUGGUUUGGUGGCCGGACCAUGUCGUUGUGGGCUCAGUACUCCUUUUCUCGUGUUAGCUGCUGCGAAGAGAAGAGCAAUUUUGCUUCUCUUCUGAAAUCGCUGCUGCGCACCUUAGUUGGCCAGUGCUCAAGUUUCAUCGACGUCGUGCCUGAAGCAAUGCAGAAGUACUACAUCAAGCAGCCUGACGGGACGCUUACGUCCCACUACGGGCCCGCGCCCGGCGCUGCGCCCGCGCCCGGCGCUGCGCCCGGCGCUCUGCCCGGCCCUGCAGCUUUGCGAACGGGGCAGCCUGCUUCCAUCAGAGCAGCGGUGCCUGGUCAGACGGCAGCGAUGGCGCCUGGCAAGACCGCAGCUGCAGUGCCUGGCAAGAUGCGCAUCUCCCCGCACCACUCGUCAGUGACAUACGCCGUCCCUCCAGGCCGUCCAGCUGCGGUUGGUCCGCCAGCCACUCCAACUGCAAAGAUUUCCGACGAGGACGUGAAGAAAGCGCAGGCAGCCUGGGCCAGUGCAAUCAAGGGCAUCUCCAAGACAUACCUUGAUGGAGGAGACUAUGUCACCGCUGCUGCCAAAGCAGCUGGUGAGCUCUAUGGCUAUGGCCACACGGACGUGCUCUUCAAGCCAACCAAGGCAGCCAAAGCACCAUUUCGACCAACUGCUGCAGACGCCAUGUCUUACUUCGUUGGGCACAAAGCGGUCGAGAAUGGCUAUCUUGAGGAUGCUGGCUUUGCCAUCAACGGCGGAAAGGGAUGGUCAGACGUGGUCUUUCGCAACCACCAGGUGGAUGUUUGCGGCAAUGUUGCCAUUGCCAUGGGCAAUUACUUCUUCACGAGCGCUGCAGACGGGAGCAAGACCAAAGUGGAGUACACGUUCGGCUACAAGAAGAAUGCCGACGGCAAGGUGCGCAUCUUCCUCCACCACUCGUCAGUGCCGUUUGCUUCUCCAACUGCCGAGAUUUCCGCAGAAGAAGUGCAGAAUGCGCAGGCAGCAUGGGCCAGCGCCAUCAAGAGCAUCUCCAAGACCUACCUUGAUGGAGGCGACUACGUUGCAGCUGCCGCCAAAGCAGCUGGUGAGCUCUAUGGCUACGGCCACACAGACGUGCUCUUCAAGCCGACUAAGGCAGCCGAAGCACCAUUUCGACCAACCGGCGCAGAUGCCAUGUCUUACUUUGUAGGGCACAAGGCGGUCGAGAAUGGCUAUGCCGAGGACGCCGGCUUUGCCAUCAAUGGUGGCAAGGGAUGGUCGGACGUGGUCUUCGAGAAUCACCAAAUCGAUCUGACUGCUAAGGUUGCCAUUGCCAUGGGCACCUACUUCUUCACCAGCGCCGCAGAUGGGAGCAAGACCAAAGUUGAGUACACCUUCGGUUACAAGAAGAAUGCCGAUGGCAAGGUUCGCAUCUUCCUCCACCACUCGUCAGUGCCUUACACUCUGCCCCCUGCCACUCCAACUGCGAAGAUUUCCGAAGAGGACGUGAAGAGUGUGCAGUCAGCAUGGGCCAAUGCCAUUAAGAGCAUCUCCAAGACCUACCUUGAUGGAGGCGACUACGUUGCCGCUGCCGCCAAAGCAGCUGGUGAGCUCUAUGGCUACGGCCACACGGACGUGCUCUUCAAGCCCACUAAGGCAGCCGAAGCACCAUUUCGACCGACAGCCGCAGAUGCCAUGUCUUACUUCGUUGGGCACAAAGCGGUCGAGAAUGGCUAUCUUGAGGAUGCUGGCUUUGCCAUCAACGGCGGAAAGGGAUGGUCAGACGUGGUGUUUCAGAACCACAAAAUCGACGUCAGCGGCAAUGUUGCCGUUGCUAUGGGUACGUACGCCUUCACCAGUGCUGCAGAUGGAAGCAAGACAACAGUUGAGUACACCUUCGGCUACAAGAAGAAUGCGGACGGCAAGGUGCGCAUCUGCCUCCACCACUCGUCAGUGCCUUUCAGCCUUCCUCCAACUUCCCAUCUUUCAGAACAAGAAGUCAAGAAUGCGCAGACAGCAUGGGCCUGCGCUAUCAAGAGUAUCUCCCAAACCUACCUCGAUGGAGGAGACUACGUUGCAGCUGCCGCCAAAGCAGCUGGUGAGCUCUACGGCUAUGGCCACACAAAUGUGCUCUUCAAGCCAACCAAGGCAGCCGACGCACCAUUUCGACCAACUGCUGAAGAUGCCAUGUCCUACUUUGUUGGGCAUGAAUCUGUCGAGAAUGGCCAUGCUGAGGAUGCUGGCUUUGCCAUCAAUGGUGGCAAGGGAUGGUCUGAUGUGGUUUUUGACAACCACAAGAUUGAUAUCACUGGCAACACCGCCCUUGCCAUGGGCACCUACUUCUUCACCAGCGCUGCAGAUGGGAGCAAGACCAAGGUGGAGUACACGUUCGGAUACAGGAAGAAUGCGGACGGCAAGGUGCGCAUCUGCCUCCACCACUCGUCGGUGCCAUACAGCAUAACCCCAGCCUCUCCAAUUGCCGAGAUUACUGAAGCGGAAGUGAAAUGUGUGCAGGGAGCAUGGGCCAGGGCUAUCAAGGGUAUCUCUCAGACCUACCUUGAAGGAGGCGACUAUGUCACUGCUGCUGCAAGAGCAGCUGGUGAGCUCUAUGGCUAUGGCCACACAAACGUGCUCUUCAAGCCAACCAAGGCAGCCGCAAAGCAGUUUCGACCAACCGGCGCAGAUGCCAUGUCUUACUUUGUUGGGCACAAAGCGGUCGAGAAUGGCUAUGCUGAGGACGCUGGCUUUGCCAUCAACGGUGGCAAGGGAUGGUCGGACGUGGUGUUCCAGAACCACAAGAUCGAUGUCAAUGGCACUGUCGCCAUUGCCAUGGGCACCUACUUCUUCACAAGCGCUGCAGAUGGAAGCAAGACCACAGUUGAGUACACCUUCGGCUACAAGAGGAACGCCGAUGGCAAGGUGCGCAUCUUCCUCCACCACUCGUCAGUGCCGUAUAGUCUGCCCCCCACCGCUCCAACUGCGGAUAUUGCCGAAGAGGAAGUGGAGAGUGUGCAGGCAGCAUGGGCCAGCGCCAUCAAGAGCAUCUCCAAGACUUACCUUGAUGGAGGCGACUACGUGGCAGCUGCUGCCAAAGCAGCUGGUGAGCUCUACGGCUAUGGCCACACAAAUGUGCUCUUCAAGCCCACCAAAGCAGCUAAGGCACCGUUUCGACCAACCGGCGCAGAUGCCAUGUCUUACUUUGUUGGACACAAAGCUGUCGAGAAUGGGUAUCUUGAGGAUGCUGGCUUCGCCAUCAAUGGCGGAAAAGGAUGGUCUGACGUCGUUUUUGACAACCACAAGAUUGACAUCACUGGCAAUGUCGCCAUUGCCAUGGGCACCUACUUUUUCACCAGCGCUGCAGAUGGGAGCAAGACCAAAGUUGAGUACACCUUUGGCUACAAGAAGAAUUCGGACGGCAAGGUGCGCAUCUUCCUCCACCAUUCUUCUGUGCCUUACAGCCCUCAAGCGUCUGCAACUACCGAGGUUUCAGAAGAUGCAGUAGCAACUGCCCAGGCAGCAUGGGCUAGCGCUAUCAAGAGCAUCUCCAAGACCUACCUUGAUGGAGGCGACUAUGUUGCAGCUGCCGCCAAAGCAGCUGGUGAGCUCUAUGGCUAUGGGCACACAGAUGUGCUCUUCAAACCCACCAAGGCAGCCGAAGCACCAUUUCGACCAACCGGCGCAGAUGCCAUGUCUUACUUUGUUGGGCAUAAGGCGGUCGAGAAUGGCUAUGCCGAGGACGCGGGCUUUGCCAUCAAUGGCGGCAAAGGAUGGUCUGAUGUGGUGUUCCAGAACCACCAAAUCGACGUCAGCGGCAAUGUUGCCAUUGCCAUGGGCACCUACUUCUUCACCAGCGCUGCAGAUGGGAGCAAGACCAAAGUUGAGUACACCUUCGGCUACAAGAGGAACGCCGAUGGCAAGGUGCGCAUCUUCCUCCACCACUCGUCGGUGCCCUAUAGUCUGCCUCCCACCGCCUCAACAGCAAAGGUUUCUGAAGAGCAAGUGAAGAGUGUGCAGGCAGCAUGGGCCAGCGCCAUCAAGAGCAUCUCCAAGACCUACCUUGGUGGAGGAGAUUAUGUUGCAGCUGCUGCCAAAGCAGCUGGCGAGCUCUACGGCUAUGGCCACACAAAUGUGCUCUUCAAGCCCACCAAGGCAGCCGCCGCACCAUUUCGACCAACCGGCGCAGAUGCCAUGUCCUACUUUGUUGGGCACAAGGCGGUGGAGAAUGGCUAUCUUGAGGAUGCUGGCUUUGCCAUCAACGGUGGCAAGGGAUGGUCGGACGUGGUGUUCCAGAACCACAAAAUCGAUGUCAGCGGCGACGUUGCCCUUGCCAUGGGCACCUACUUCUUCACCAGCGCUGCAGAUGGGAGCAAGACCAAGGUUGAGUACACCUUCGGCUACAAGAAGAAUGCGGACGGCAAGGUGCGCAUCUGCCUCCACCACUCGUCAGUGCCAUUCGCUGACAAGUCAAAGGUGCAGCCUGCAACGGUGAUGGGCCAAGUUUCCGAACGGACGAGGGGUGAACGUUUGCAGCGAGCCAAAGAGGCUAAGGUCACAGAGACUGCCUGGAAGCUCUCGAGGUCUCCGCUGAGAGGCUUUUCCUCUCUUGGCGAGCGCGGGACUGCAAAGAAGAAGAGCAAUUUUGCUUCUCUUCUGAAAUCGCUGCUGCGCACCUUAGUUGGCCAGUGCUCAAGUUUCAUCGACGUCGUGCCUGAAGCAAUGCAGAAGUACUACAUCAAGCAGCCUGACGGGACGCUUACGUCCCACUACGGGGCUGCGCCCGGCGCUGUGCCCGCGCCCGGCGCUGCGCCUGCGCCCCGGGCUGCGCCCGGCGCUCUGCCCGGCCCUGCAGCUUUGCGAACGGGGCAGCCUGCUUCCAUCAGAGCAGCUGUGGUGCCUGGUCAGACGGCAACGAUGGCGCUUGGCAAGACCGCAGCUGCAGUGCCUGGCAAGAUGCGCAUCUCCCCGCACCACUCGUCAGUGCCAUACGCCGUCCCUCCAGGCCGUCCAGCUGCGGUUGGUCCGCCAGCCACUCCAACUGCAAAGAUUUCCGACGAGGACGUGAAGAAAGCGCAGGCAGCCUGGGCCAGUGCAAUCAAGGGCAUCUCCAAGACAUACCUUGAUGGAGGAGACUAUGUCGCCGCUGCUGCCAAAGCAGCUGGUGAACUCUAUGGCUAUGGCCACACGGACGUGCUCUUCAAGCCAACCAAGGCAGCCAAAGCACCAUUUCGACCAACUGCUGCAGAUGCCAUGUCUUACUUCGUUGGGCACAAAGCGGUCGAGAAUGGCUAUCUUGAGGAUGCUGGCUUUGCCAUCAACGGCGGAAAGGGAUGGUCAGACGUGGUCUUUCGCAACCACCAGGUGGAUGUUUGCGGCAAUGUUGCCAUUGCCAUGGGCAAUUACUUUUUCACGAGCGCUGCAGAUGGAAGCAAGACCAAAGUGGAGUACACGUUCGGCUACAAGAAGAAUGCCGACGGCAAGGUGCGCAUCUUCCUCCACCACUCGUCAGUGCCGUUUGCUUCUCCAACUGCCGAGAUUUCCGCAGAGGAAGUGCAGAAUGCGCAGGCAGCAUGGGCCAGCGCCAUCAAGAGCAUCUCCAAGACUUACCUUGAUGGAGGCGACUACGUUGCCGCUGCCGCCAAAGCAGCUGGUGAGCUGUAUGGCUACGAUGCCAUGUCUUACUUUGUUGGGCACAAGGCGGUCGAGAAUGGCUACGCCGAGGACGCUGGCUUUGCCAUCAAUGGUGGCAAGGGAUGGUCGGACGUGGUCUUCGAAAAUCACCAAAUCGAUCUGACUGCUAAGGUUGCCAUUGCCAUGGGCACCUACUUCUUCACCAGCGCCGCAGAUGGGAGCAAGACCAAAGUUGAGUACACCUUCGGUUACAAGAAGAAUGCCGACGGCAAGGUUCGCAUCUUCCUCCACCACUCGUCAGUGCCUUACACUCUGCCCCCUGCCACUCCAACUGCGAAGAUUUCAGAAGAGGACGUGAAGAGUGUGCAGUCAGCAUGGGCCAAUGCCAUUAAGAGCAUCUCCAAGACCUACCUUGAUGGAGGAGACUACGUUGCCGCUGCUGCCAAAGCAGCUGGUGAGCUCUAUGGCUAUGGCCACACGGACGUGCUCUUCAAGCCCACUAAGGCAGCCGAAGCACCAUUUCGACCGACAGCCGCAGAUGCCAUGUCUUACUUCGUUGGGCACAAAGCGGUCGAGAAUGGCUAUCUUGAGGAUGCUGGCUUUGCCAUCAACGGCGGAAAGGGAUGGUCAGACGUGGUGUUCCAGAACCACAAAAUCGACGUCAGCGGCAAUGUUGCCAUUGCUAUGGGUACGUACGCCUUCACCAGUGCUGCAGAUGGAAGCAAGACCACAGUUGAGUACACCUUCGGCUACAAGAGGAAUGCGGAUGACAAGGUGCGCAUCUGCCUCCACCACUCCUCAGUGCCUUUCAGCCUUCCUCCAACUUCCCAUCUUUCAGCACAAGAAGUCAAGAAUGCGCAGACAGCAUGGGCCUGCGCUAUCAAGAGUAUCUCCCAAACCUACCUCGAUGGAGGAGACUACGUUGCAGCUGCCGCCAAAGCAGCUGGUGAGCUGUACGGCUACGGCCACACGGACGUGCUCUUCAAGCCAACCAAGGCAGCCGACGCACCAUUUCGACCAACUGCUGAAGAUGCCAUGUCCUACUUUGUUGGGCAUGAAUCUGUCGAGAAUGGCCAUGCUGAGGAUGCUGGCUUUGCCAUCAAUGGUGGCAAGGGAUGGUCUGAUGUGGUUUUUGACAACCACAAGAUUGAUAUCACUGGCAACACCGCCCUUGCCAUGGGCACCUACUUCUUCACCAGCGCUGCAGAUGGGAGCAAGACCAAGGUGGAGUACACGUUCGGAUACAGGAAGAAUGCGGACGGCAAGGUGCGCAUCUGCCUCCACCACUCGUCGGUGCCAUACAGCAUAACCCCAGCCUCUCCAAUUGCCGAGAUUACUGAAGCGGAAGUGAAAUGUGUGCAGGGAGCAUGGGCCAGGGCUAUCAAGGGUAUCUCUCAGACCUACCUUGAAGGAGGCGACUAUGUCACUGCUGCUGCAAGAGCAGCUGGUGAGCUCUAUGGUUAUGGCCACACAAACGUGCUCUUCAAGCCAACCAAGGCAGCCGCAAAGCAGUUUCGACCAACCGGCGCAGAUGCCAUGUCUUACUUUGUUGGGCACAAAGCGGUCGAGAAUGGCUUUGCUGAGGAUGCUGGCUUUGCCAUCAACGGUGGCAAGGGAUGGUCUGACGUGGUGUUCCAGAACCACAAGAUCGAUGUCAAUGGCGCUGUCGCCAUUGCCAUGGGCACCUACUUCUUCACCAGCGCUGCAGAUGGAAGCAAGACCACAGUUGAGUACACCUUCGGCUACAAGAGGAACGCCGAUGGCAAGGUGCGCAUCUUCCUCCACCACUCGUCAGUCCCGUAUAGUCUGCCUCCCACCGCUCCAACUGCGGAUAUUGCCGAAGAGGAAGUGGAGAGUGUGCAGGCAGCGUGGGCCAGCGCCAUCAAGAGUAUCUCCAAGACCUACCUUGAUGGAGGAGACUACGUGGCAGCUGCUGCCCAAGCAGCUGGUGAGCUCUACGGCUAUGGCCACACAAAUGUGCUCUUCAAGCCCACCAAAGCAGCUAAGGCACCGUUUCGACCAACCGGCGCAGAUGCCAUGUCCUACUUUGUUGGACACAAAGCUGUCGAGAAUGGGUAUCUUGAGGAUGCUGGCUUUGCCAUCAACGGUGGAAAAGGAUGGUCUGACGUCGUUUUUGACAACCACAAGAUUGACAUCACUGGCAAUGUGGCCAUUGCCAUGGGCACCUACUUCUUCACCAGCGCUGCAGACGGGAGCAAGACCAAAGUUGAGUACACCUUUGGCUACAAGAAGAAUGCGGACGGCAAGGUGCGCAUCUUCCUCCACCACUCUUCUGUGCCUUACAGCCCUGCCCAAGCCUCUGCAACUACCGAGGUUUCAGAAGAUGCAGUAGCAACUGCCCAGGCAGCAUGGGCUAGCGCUAUCAAGAGCAUCUCCAAGACCUACCUUGAUGGAGGCGACUAUGUUGCAGCUGCCGCCAAAGCGGCUGGUGAGCUCUAUGGCUAUGGCCACACAGAUGUGCUCUUCAAACCCACCAAGGCAGCCGAAGCACCAUUUCGACCAACCGGCGCAGAUGCCAUGUCUUACUUUGUUGGGCACAAGGCGGUCGAGAAUGGCUAUGCCGAGGACGCUGGCUUUGCCAUCAAUGGCGGCAAAGGAUGGUCUGAUGUGGUGUUCCAGAACCACCAAAUCGACGUCAGCGGCAAUGUUGCCAUUGCCAUGGGCACCUACUUCUUCACCAGCGCUGCAGAUGGGAGCAAGACAAAAGUUGAGUACACCUUCGGCUACAAGAGGAACGCCGAUGGCAAGGUGCGCAUCUUCCUCCACCACUCGUCGGUGCCCUAUAGUCUGCCUCCCACCGCCUCAACAGCAAAGGUUUCUGAAGAGCAAGUGAAGAGUGUGCAGGCAGCAUGGGCCGGCGCCAUUAAGAGCAUCUCCAAGACCUACCUUGGUGGAGGAGAUUAUGUUGCAGCUGCUGCCAAAGCAGCUGGUGAGCUCUAUGGCUAUGGCCACACAAAUGUGCUCUUCAAGCCCACCAAGGCAGCCGAAGCACCAUUUCGACCGACUGGCGCAGAUGCCAUGUCUUACUUUGUUGGACAUAAAGCUGUCGAGAAUGGGUAUGUUGAGGAUGCUGGAUUUGCCAUCAACGGUGGCAAGGGAUGGUCGGACGUGGUGUUCCAGAACCACAAAAUCGACGUCAGCGGCGACGUUGCCCUUGCCAUGGGCACCUACUUCUUCACCAGCGCUGCAGAUGGGAGCAAGACCAAGGUUGAGUACACCUUCGGCUACAAGAAGAAUGCGGACGGCAAGGUGCGCAUCUGCCUCCACCACUCGUCAGUGCCAUUCACUGACAAGUCAAAGGUGCAGCCUGCAACGGUGAUGGGCCAGGUUUCCGAACGGACGAGGGGUGAACGUUUGCAGCGAGCCAAAGAGGCUAAGGAAGCAAAGAAGAAGAGCAAUUUUGCUUCUCUUCUGAAAUCGCUGUUGCGCACCUUAGUUGACCAGUGCUCAAGUUUCAUCGACGUCGUGCCUGAAGCAAUGCAGAAGUACUACAUCAAGCAGCCAGACGGGACGCUUACGUCCCACUACGGGGCUGCGCCCGGCGCUGUGCCCGCGCCCGGCGCUGCGCCUGCGCCCCGGGCUGCGCCCGGCGCUCUGCCCGGCCCUGCAGCUUUGCGAACGGGGCAGCCUGCUUCCAUCAGAGCAGCUGUGGUGCCUGGUCAGACGGCAGCGAUGGCGCCUGGCAAGACCGCAGCUGCAGUGCCUGGCAAGAUGCGCAUCUCCCCGCACCACUCGUCAGUGCCAUACGCCGUCCCUCCAGGCCGUCCAGCUGCGGUUGGUCCGCCAGCCACUCCAACUGCAAAGAUUUCCGACGAGGACGUGAAGAAAGCGCAGGCAGCCUGGGCCAGUGCAAUCAAGGGCAUCUCCAAGACAUACCUUGAUGGAGGAGACUAUGUCGCCGCUGCUGCCAAAGCAGCUGGUGAACUCUAUGGCUAUGGCCACACGGACGUGCUCUUCAAGCCCACCAAGGCAGCCAAAGCACCAUUUCGACCAACUGCUGCAGAUGCCAUGUCUUACUUCGUUGGGCACAAAGCGGUCGAGAAUGGCUAUCUUGAGGAUGCUGGCUUUGCCAUCAACGGCGGAAAGGGAUGGUCAGACGUGGUCUUUCGCAACCACCAGGUGGAUGUUUCCGGCAAUGUUGCCAUUGCCAUGGGCAAUUACUUUUUCACGAGCGCUGCAGAUGGAAGCAAGACCAAAGUGGAGUACACGUUCGGCUACAAGAAGAAUGCCGACGGCAAGGUGCGCAUCUUCCUCCACCACUCGUCAGUGCCGUUUGCUUCUCCAACUACCGAGAUUUCCGCAGAGGAAGUGCAGAAUGCGCAGGCAGCAUGGGCCAGCGCCAUCAAGAGCAUCUCCAAGACUUACCUUGAUGGAGGCGACUACGUUGCCGCUGCCGCCAAAGCAGCUGGUGAGCUGUAUGGCUACGAUGCCAUGUCUUACUUUGUUGGGCACAAGGCGGUCGAGAAUGGCUACGCCGAGGACGCUGGCUUUGCCAUCAAUGGUGGCAAGGGAUGGUCGGACGUGGUCUUCGAAAAUCACCAAAUCGAUCUGACUGCUAAGGUUGCCAUUGCCAUGGGCACCUACUUCUUCACCAGCGCCGCAGAUGGGAGCAAGACCAAAGUUGAGUACACCUUCGGUUACAAGAAGAAUGCCGACGGCAAGGUUCGCAUCUUCCUCCACCACUCGUCAGUGCCUUACACUCUGCCCCCUGCCACUCCAACUGCGAAGAUUUCAGAAGAGGACGUGAAGAGUGUGCAGUCAGCAUGGGCCAAUGCCAUUAAGAGCAUCUCCAAGACCUACCUUGAUGGAGGAGACUACGUUGCCGCUGCUGCCAAAGCAGCUGGUGAGCUCUAUGGCUAUGGCCACACGGACGUGCUCUUCAAGCCAACCAAGGCAGCCAAAGCACCAUUUCGACCAACUGCUGCAGAUGCCAUGUCUUACUUCGUUGGGCACAAAGCGGUCGAGAAUGGCUAUCUUGAGGAUGCUGGCUUUGCCAUCAACGGCGGAAAGGGAUGGUCAGACGUGGUCUUUCGCAACCACCAGGUGGAUGUUUGCGGCAAUGUUGCCAUUGCCAUGGGCAAUUACUUUUUCACGAGCGCUGCAGAUGGAAGCAAGACCAAAGUGGAGUACACGUUCGGCUACAAGAAGAAUGCCGACGGCAAGGUGCGCAUCUUCCUCCACCACUCGUCAGUGCCGUUUGCUUCUCCAACUGCCGAGAUUUCCGCAGAGGAAGUGCAGAAUGCGCAGGCAGCAUGGGCCAGCGCCAUCAAGAGCAUCUCCAAGACCUACCUUGAUGGAGGCGACUACGUUGCAGCUGCCGCCAAAGCAGCUGGUGAGCUGUAUGGCUACGGCCACACGGACGUGCUCUUCAAGAAGGCAGCCGAAGCACCCUUUCGACCAACCGGUGCAGAUGCCAUGUCUUACUUUGUUGGGCACAAGGCGGUCGAGAAUGGCUAUGUCGAGGAUGCUGGCUUUGCCAUCAAUGGUGGCAAGGGAUGGUCGGACGUGGUCUUCGAAAAUCACCAAAUCGAUCUGACUGCUAAGGUUGCCAUUGCCAUGGGCACCUACUUCUUCACCAGCGCCGCAGAUGGGAGCAAGACCAAAGUUGAGUACACCUUCGGUUACAAGAAGAAUGCCGACGGCAAGGUUCGCAUCUUCCUCCACCACUCGUCAGUGCCUUACACUCUGCCCCCUGCCACUCCAACUGCGAAGAUUUCAGAAGAGGACGUGAAGAGUGUGCAGUCAGCAUGGGCCAAUGCCAUUAAGAGCAUCUCCAAGACCUACCUUGAUGGAGGAGACUACGUUGCCGCUGCUGCCAAAGCAGCUGGUGAGCUCUAUGGCUAUGGCCACACGGACGUGCUCUUCAAGCCCACUAAGGCAGCCGAAGCACCAUUUCGACCGACAGCCGCAGAUGCCAUGUCUUACUUCGUUGGGCACAAAGCGGUCGAGAAUGGCUAUCUUGAGGAUGCUGGCUUUGCCAUCAACGGCGGAAAGGGAUGGUCAGACGUGGUGUUCCAGAACCACAAAAUCGACGUCAGCGGCAAUGUUGCCGUUGCUAUGGGUACGUACGCCUUCACCAGUGCUGCAGAUGGAAGCAAGACCACAGUUGAGUACACCUUCGGCUACAAGAGGAAUGCGGAUGACAAGGUGCGCAUCUGCCUCCACCACUCCUCAGUGCCUUUCAGCCUUCCUCCAACUUCCCAUCUUUCAGCACAAGAAGUCAAGAAUGCGCAGACAGCAUGGGCCUGCGCUAUCAAGAGUAUCUCCCAAACCUACCUCGAUGGAGGAGACUACGUUGCAGCUGCCGCCAAAGCAGCUGGUGAGCUGUACGGCUACGGCCACACGGACGUGCUCUUCAAGCCAACCAAGGCAGCCGACGCACCAUUUCGACCAACUGCUGAAGAUGCCAUGUCCUACUUUGUUGGGCAUGAAUCUGUCGAGAAUGGCCAUGCUGAGGAUGCUGGCUUUGCCAUCAAUGGUGGCAAGGGAUGGUCUGAUGUGGUUUUUGACAACCACAAGAUUGAUAUCACUGGCAAUACCGCCCUUGCCAUGGGCACCUACUUCUUCACCAGCGCUGCAGAUGGGAGCAAGACCAAGGUGGAGUACACGUUCGGAUACAGGAAGAAUGCGGACGGCAAGGUGCGCAUCUGCCUCCACCACUCGUCGGUGCCAUACAGCAUAACCCCAGCCUCUCCAAUUGCCGAGAUUACUGAAGCGGAAGUGAAAUGUGUGCAGGGAGCAUGGGCCAGGGCUAUCAAGGGUAUCUCUCAGACCUACCUUGAAGGAGGCGACUAUGUCACUGCUGCUGCAAGAGCAGCUGGUGAGCUCUAUGGUUAUGGCCACACAAACGUGCUCUUCAAGCCAACCAAGGCAGCCGCAAAGCAGUUUCGACCAACCGGCGCAGAUGCCAUGUCGUACUUUGUUGGGCACAAAGCGGUCGAGAAUGGCUUUGCUGAGGAUGCUGGCUUUGCCAUCAACGGUGGCAAGGGAUGGUCUGACGUGGUGUUCCAGAACCACAAGAUCGAUGUCAAUGAUGGAAGCAAGACCACAGUUGAGUACACCUUCGGCUACAAGAGGAACGCCGAUGGCAAGGUGCGCAUCUUCCUCCACCACUCGUCAGUCCCGUAUAGUCUGCCUCCCACCGCUCCAACUGCGGAUAUUGCCGAAGAGGAAGUGGAGAGUGUGCAGGCAGCGUGGGCCAGCGCCAUCAAGAGUAUCUCCAAGACCUACCUUGAUGGAGGAGACUACGUGGCAGCUGCUGCCCAAGCAGCUGGUGAGCUCUACGGCUAUGGCCACACAAAUGUGCUCUUCAAGCCCACCAAAGCAGCUAAGGCACCGUUUCGACCAACCGGCGCAGAUGCCAUGUCCUACUUUGUUGGACACAAAGCUGUCGAGAAUGGGUAUCUUGAGGAUGCUGGCUUUGCCAUCAACGGUGGAAAAGGAUGGUCUGACGUCGUUUUUGACAACCACAAGAUUGACAUCACUGGCAAUGUGGCCAUUGCCAUGGGCACCUACUUCUUCACCAGCGCUGCAGACGGGAGCAAGACCAAAGUUGAGUACACCUUUGGCUACAAGAAGAAUGCGGACGGCAAGGUGCGCAUCUUCCUCCACCACUCUUCUGUGCCUUACAGCCCUGCCCAAGCCUCUGCAACUACCGAGGUUUCAGAAGAUGCAGUAGCAACUGCCCAGGCAGCAUGGGCUAGCGCUAUCAAGAGCAUCUCCAAGACCUACCUUGAUGGAGGCGACUAUGUUGCAGCUGCCGCCAAAGCAGCUGGUGAGCUCUAUGGCUACGGCCACACAGACGUGCUCUUCAAACCCACCAAGGCAGCCGAAGCACCAUUUCGACCAACCGGCGCAGAUGCCAUGUCUUACUUUGUUGGGCACAAAGCGGUCGAGAAUGGCUAUGCCGAGGACGCUGGCUUUGCCAUCAAUGGCGGCAAAGGAUGGUCUGACGUGGUGUUCCAGAACCACCAAAUCGACGUCAGCGGCAAUGUUGCCAUUGCCAUGGGCACCUACUUCUUCACCAGCGCUGCAGAUGGGAGCAAGACAAAAGUUGAGUACACCUUCGGCUACAAGAGGAACGCCGAUGGCAAGGUGCGCAUCUUCCUGCACCACUCGUCGGUGCCCUAUAGUCUGCCUCCCACCGCCUCAACAGCAAAGGUUUCUGAAGAGCAAGUGAAGAGUGUGCAGGCAGCAUGGGCCAGCGCCAUCAAGAGCAUCUCCAAGACCUACCUUGGUGGAGGAGACUACGUUGCAGCUGCUGCCAAAGCAGCUGGCGAGCUCUACGGCUAUGGCCACACAAAUGUGCUCUUCAAGCCCACCAAGGCAGCCGACGCACCAUUUCGACCAACCGGCGCAGAUGCCAUGUCCUACUUUGUUGGACAUAAAGCUGUCGAGAAUGGGUAUGUUGAGGAUGCUGGCUUUGCCAUCAACGGUGGCAAGGGAUGGUCGGACGUGGUGUUCCAGAACCACAAAAUCGAUGUCAGCGGCGACGUUGCCCUUGCCAUGGGCACCUACUUCUUCACCAGCGCUGCAGAUGGGAGCAAGACCAAGGUUGAGUACACCUUCGGCUACAAGAAGAAUGCGGACGGCAAGGUGCGCAUCUGCCUCCACCACUCGUCAGUGCCAUUCGCUGACAAAGCGAAGGUGCAGCCUGCAACGGUGAUGGGCCAAGUUUCCGAACGGCUUGUCGGCGCAUAG
This is a messenger RNA of Symbiodinium natans, 19251 nucleotides long. NCBI's taxonomy places the organism in Eukaryota, Dinophyceae, Suessiales, Symbiodiniaceae. The record is from the annotation of a GenBank genome assembly.